Molecule: messenger RNA, 738 nt
Organism: Argentina anserina (silverweed cinquefoil)
Lineage: Eukaryota; Viridiplantae; Streptophyta; Magnoliopsida; Rosales; Rosaceae
Product: uclacyanin-3-like
Exons: 2
Coding region: 1-738 (245 amino acids)
Cellular component (GO): plasma membrane
Molecular function (GO): electron transfer activity
Source: RefSeq, a predicted model, not a curated record
AUGGCUUUGGCCAAUAUUCCGAUGCUUCUUUCUCUUCUGAUGGCCUUGUUUGGAGUCUGCUUUGGGGAGGUUUACCAAGUGGGUGACUCUAGCGGAUGGACAGACAAAGCUGUUAACUAUACGAUCUGGGCAUCAUACAGAAACCUCACCGUUGGGGACGUUCUUCAUUUCAAGUAUGACAAAAAGGAGAACAAUGUGGUGAGAGUGUUACAUAAAGCAUUUAGGACAUGCAACCCAAAGCAUGAAGUCUACAGGCUGCACACCGGAGAUGAUUAUAUACGCUUAAAUAGACCUGGAAACUUCUUCUUCAUCUGUAGUGUCAACGGACAUUGCCGCUCCGGCCAGAAACUUCAUGUUACCGUUUCUAAGUCAGUUCCAAGUGUCAGUCCUGGAACAGCCCCAACCCUAUCACAGGUACCGGUUUCCAGCCCACCAUCUUCUACAGCCACCCCCGUUGCUGCCCCGAAAGCUGCUCCCAUUGCCGCCCCAAAAGCUGCACCGACUGCCGCUCCCGCUGCGGCCCCUAAAGCUGCACUGACUCCUAAAUACGCCCCCACUCCUUCCCCUACAACUCCUUAUGGACCACCAAGUGAAGACUUUCCUCCUGAUGUUCCCUUAGAACUGAACCCAGCGCCUAAGGCAGCUCCUCCCAACCCGCCCAAGAGCAGUGCUCCAUCCGUUCAGUCUUCUAUGUCAUUCUUGAUGGCAACGCUGUUUAUUGCCUUUAUUGUGGUCUAA